AUGGCUAGAAGAUAUCGCGACGCCGCUGCAAAAUUGCAGCAAAAUGUCCAAAAACAUUUGCAAGUUAUGAAAGAAGUGUCUUCUUCCGAAGACGACGAACCAUUCGACCAAAAUGUUUUGGACGGAGUUUUCCAGAGCUACUGGCGUGGGGGUGGUGACAAGCAGAUGCUGAAUAGAACGAAGAAUCUUCUAGAAGAAGCGAUAAGCGGACGGUCUGUGACAUGUUUAAUUUGCAUCGGAUCCAUCAAACGUGCAGAUGCAAUCUGGACUUGUGACCAUUGCUUCUCAUAUUUUCAUCUUUCGUGUAUACAAAAGUGGUCAAACGAUAGUAUAAGUCUACGCAGUGAAGAAAAUCAUGGUCCCAUUGCUGUGUUUAAGCCGAAAAAAAUCGAAUGGUGCUGUCCGAAAUGUCGACAAUCGUACAGUAAGGAGGAAAUACCUCGGAAAUAUCGUUGUUUUUGCGGUAAGACUGACGACCCUCCUUACCAUCCUUGGUUAAUACCCCACACUUGCGGAGAGGUGUGCGGCAAGAGGUUAUCCACCGGAAACAACUGUUUACAUAAAUGUCUUCUACUCUGCCAUCCCGGCCCUUGCCCUCCAUGCCCUCAGACAGUAAACGGAGUUUGUUACUGUGGCAAAGAACAUAAGAAAGUAAGGUGCAGUUCCGGUAAAUGGUCUUGUAUGCAACAGUGCAAAAAAUUGUUACCUUGUAAAUCGCAUACAUGUGAAAACACAUGCCACUUAGGAGAUUGCCCCCCUUGCAAUUAUUCAAGCCUCCAGUCUUGUCAAUGUGGUGCUGAGAAGACUAAACGACCAUGUAACGAUUUAAAAUGGCAGUGUAAGAAGCAAUGUGAUAAGAUGUUUUCUUGUGGGUAUCAUAAAUGUGUAAAAAUAUGUCAUACAGGUAGCUGUGGGACUUGUCCUAACUCGGGAAUUAUGUCUUGUCCCUGUGGAGCCAACCAGCGUUUCAUCCAGUGUCCUGAUUCCAUUGAGACCUGCGUAGGUACUUGUGGUAAAAAACAUGAAGACUGUGAGCACAAUUGCCCAGCGAAAUGCCAUAAAGGGCCGUGUCCACCCUGCCAAGUUUUGAUUGAAAAGAAGUGUCACUGUGCAACACACACUAGAUCACUGCCAUGUAGUAAAGAGUUUAGAUGUGAAACAAAAUGUAGAGGCACUAGGAUGUGCGGUAAACAUGGAUGUGGAAGAAAAUGUUGCAACGGAAACUGUCCACCGUGUGAAAAGGUGUGUGAUAAACCUCUACAGUGCGGUAGACACAAAUGUACUACAGUCUGCCAUCAUGGCCCUUGCUAUCCUUGUCCCUUAGAGUCAAAAGUUACAUGCCGUUGCAAGGAAACCUUUGUAACCGUACCAUGCGGUAGAGAAAAGCACACAAAACCACCUAAAUGUAAUCUCCCUUGCAAAAUUAAGUAUAAAUGUGGUCACGUAGAUGAAAAUAAACACACGUGUCAUUUUGGUGACUGUCCACCGUGCAAAGCUAUUUGUAAUAGGACAUAUGAAAAAUGCAGCCAUAACUGCAAAGCAGUGUGCCAUGAGUAUGUUUUGGUCGUAUUUAAACAGGUGGAAAAACCGGCUACACCAUGGGAAGCUCAACCGCCAAAGUCUAAAAUAGUAGCCAUCGAUUGCCCACCAUGUGAAACCCCUGUAACAGUCACAUGUUUUGGGGAACAUGAAACAGACAGACAACCUUGUCAUAAAGCUUGUCGACGACCUUGCGGUAGAGAGUGCGGGCGACCACUGGCUUGCGGUAACCAUUCAUGUGAACUGCUAUGCCACUUGUAUCAGUAUGAUCCUGACUACCCAAACGUGCCUUACACUUGCAAAUCGUGUAACAGAGAGUGUUCAGUUAUCCGUCCAGCAAAAUGUACUCACAAAUGUGCAAAACGAGGCUGCCACCCGGGCCCUUGUCCUCCGUGUGAUGUGUUAGAGCGAGUGCCGUGCUAUUGCGGUAUAACAGAUCUUUAUAUGCGUUGUCGUGAACUUUCGACAGCAACAGACGAAAUGCUCAGUUGUAAACAGCAAUGCUCAAGAAAUCUAGACUGCGGUCACCGUUGUAAAAAUUUAUGUCACUCUGGGCCUUGUGGGCAGAACCAGACUUGUAUUAAGAAGACUAAAAUUCACUGCCCUUGUGGUAAUUUGAAGAAAGAAGCACCUUGCAACUCUAUUCGAAAGGGCGAUGUAUCUGUUAAAUGUGAUGAAAGUUGUAACGCUAAAAAGUUAGCAGCAAAAUUAGAAAGAGAAAAAGAAGAAAAGAGAUUGAAAGAGUUAGAGGAAGAGAGAAAUCGUAAAGAAUUAGAAGAAUACGAAUGGAAACUGAGUGGAAAAAAGAAGAAAUACAAAGAGAAAAAAGUUGUCUUAAAUAGAGAUGAUCGUAACAUGUUACAGAAAUAUUGGGUUCCUAUUUUGUCAUUAGUUGUAGUAAUACUAGCUGGUAUUUAUUACGUUUAUAAUGUCUAGAAUUUAAGGACCCAUUUCAUAUACAUUACCAAAAUAUAGUUAGUGGUUAGUCAUUACUUCA
Messenger RNA from Melitaea cinxia (Glanville fritillary), 2536 nucleotides. RefSeq names its product NF-X1-type zinc finger protein NFXL1-like. Gene Ontology annotation, biological process: regulation of DNA-templated transcription. The transcript has a single exon. NCBI's taxonomy places the organism in Eukaryota, Metazoa, Arthropoda, Insecta, Lepidoptera, Nymphalidae. Gene Ontology annotation, cellular component: nucleus. Gene Ontology annotation, molecular function: zinc ion binding; DNA-binding transcription factor activity, RNA polymerase II-specific; RNA polymerase II transcription regulatory region sequence-specific DNA binding. The coding region runs from base 1 to 2475 and encodes 824 amino acids. The record is from RefSeq and is a predicted model, not a curated record.